Molecule: messenger RNA, 3686 nt
Organism: Drosophila takahashii
Lineage: Eukaryota; Metazoa; Arthropoda; Insecta; Diptera; Drosophilidae
Source: RefSeq, a predicted model, not a curated record
UAAAAAAAAAAUUGUUUAAUUAUUUAAUAAUGCCAAUACAUAAUACGCGACUAGCAAGUCAGGUUAAGUUCAGGGUUCUUUCGGAAGAUAGGUCAACCAGAGCUGUAAGUCCACCAACUUCUAGACGCCGUCAGGAUAAUAUCAAAAGAAAAAAACUCACCAAGAAAAAUGAAAAGCAGGCGCAAAGUGGUUUAACAUCGUGUUUGACCAACAGCUCGCCCAAUUUACGUAUCGUCGGAGGUGCAAACGAUCCAGCCCCUCGUAAUGUUGGAAAAUUGCCGCGCACCGACAGCGAAUGUCAGUUUAAGGCCCCGGGAUUCCGUUUUCUUAACGAACGAGUCACGACUAUAAACACCCAUGAGGUCAAAAUGAGUCCCAGCGUAGUCAUGAAAAAAGAGCUAAGGCACAAAUGCGAUUUCUUCUCUAAAGUGAAGGACACGCGACCCUUUAAGAAUAAAAUUACCCAGACGCUUUACAGGGAAUCCUCUGCGCAGACUAUGAGUUAUUUGCCGGAAAUUUUAGAAACAAAACAAUUUAAGAAAUUGGAGCUCUUCUCGCUGCCAUCCGUAUUGCCAGGAUCAAAUCGACCAGGCUUGCAUGAGGUCGAGAUCCUGGAGCGUGCCAGGAAGCGAUGGGCCUUCAGUGAUGCCCUUAAGGCAAACUUUAAAAGACUACUGAACGAUGCAAGGGAAGUGGCUAUAAAAACCGAGUACCAGGAGAUUUUGGAAGCCUUCGAGUGGGAACAGUGGAUCCAGCGGGAGGAGGACAUACAGGAGUGUCAGAUGAUGCGUCUGCAGAUCGUGAUCAAGAUGUUUGACAAAAGGGAGAAGGAAAUGCACGCCGCCUCCAAGUCACGGAUUGAACAGGCCUGCAAGCGAAUUGAGGAACGACGACUAGCUGGCUUGCGAAAGAACGAGAUCGAAUUCCAGCGGGGAAUGCGGCGACUGGAGUUCCAAGUCACGAAGACUCCACGAAGAUGGCAAAAGCAAAAGCCCAUGCAUUCUUUGGGUUCUCCGUGCUCCGAAUUCUACGCUCCGCUUUUAAGAUAUGGCGUCGAUCCGGCACAUCGAAACUUUGUCUCAAAAACCGGACAAAAUGCUUUCGACAUGAGAAUCGACGAACUGGAGAAGAAAGUCAACAUGAGCCAUUUAAAAUGUCCGUUCAGAAAGCUAAAGGAUUGGUCCAAGCCCAAAAAGUAUGACCAGGAGUAUGAGCGAAACUUCUGCAAUGAGGACAAUCUUCAAAAGCUCUUUGAAUGCCUAAAGGCCCUCAGAACUCAGGCCGCCAAGGAGAAAGAAGAUCCAAAGUGUCUCAAGAAGCGACGAAGGAAAGAAUUGAGUAGAGCGGCAUCCCAAGUGACCUUGACGUAUUUGACAGACCUCUAUGAUGUUAAGUCUUCCGAUCCAUCUGUAAAGGGUGGUUCCGUAGAUAGAGUAGCCUAUAGUAAAAAUGCCGAUUACCUUGAGGCUAAUAAAAAGGAAAUUUCAGAGGAUAUGUUAACGAAUUUGAAGAACGAUAGAAAGCGAGAAGGCAUGGAGAAUUUGUUGAACACUUACGAGGGCACCUACAUAGGAUGGGUGAUGCAGUUCCUAUCAGAAGAGAUGACUCGUCUCUCUGAACUACGCAGGCUUCACUUUUUCGCGAUUAUGGCUCAGAAGGAGCGAUGGCGGCGCGAGGCAACCGAGGCUGGAUUGAGACAGAAGGAGAACGAUAUGAGAUUGAUGUACGAGGAGUUGUUCCAGCACUGCAAUGUGGUCAACAACGAAAUUUCGAAUAAAUAUUUCGCACAGAUUCUGAGCUCAGAUAUGUACAAUGUGGCCGAGUGCUCGGCUGCCGAGACAGUAAGUGAAGUGGCAAAGCAAAUCGAUACGGAUAUAGAUCGAUGGCUAGAGAGCUUCAAGCUGAUCCAGAACCCCCUCACCUACGUUCCUCUACGGCUGAUGCUGAACGACAUGAUCUCCCCCAAUAUGAAUCAAGUUCUCCAGCGUCAUGAAAACUCACUGAUCGUGCAAUAUGUGGUGGAGGAUGUGAUCUUUCAAAAAGUGUGGAUGGAACUAGAUCCGUUUGACAUAGGCAGCUCGUUAACGAGCGAUCUCAUCGAUCGCCUCAUCGACAACGAUUUAUACCUCAUGUCCACGGACAGCGAAAGUGAAAUCCCUCAGAAGUCCUCCUGGUGCGAGGCUCAUGCCAUAAUAAGAAAGGUCAUUCGAAGGGCAGUUCCCGGAAGACGGUGGCUAGAAGAAAGUGAACGGAUCGUGACCGAAAACUAUAACGAUCUAUUUAACGAUGUAUUCCACGAAAUUUUCCACAAGAUGAACAAUCCACCACCCAUUAGAUCCAUCGAUUUAAUAGAUCUCCGUAUGACUCCUUCUCAGCGUGAGAUAAAUAGCUGGGACAAUAUUCGCGAAAAAGAAAAUCUUGAUAUCGGAAAUCAACCUUCCGUGAAAGGUUCGGACUUUUUACGACAACAGACGUUGAACCUAACUAAAAAAUUUAAAAUCGACAAUGUCACAAGAACAUUAGUAAACGUGGAUAAUCCCCUUGGGGAUGAACCGGCGUCUGGUAGCGAUGAGUUUUUAAAGUCUCAAAUAAUAAAUCCCAUUGGCAACCUAAAAAUCGAACCCAGCGAUUUGUUCAGUCUUAGAAGUACUUUAGAUUUUUCGCAACAGUCAAACUUGCCAUCCCUCAUAGGCAGAGGCUACAGGGUAAUGCUCCCCAAUGAGGAAGAAAGAAAUGUUUCUAUUGAGAUUGUAAAACUUAUCAGAAAUGAGGACAAAGAGGAAGAAAAAAUGGAAUAUGAAGAAGAAGAAGAAGAGGACGUGAUGCUUGGUAUUGAAUCGCAGAAAGUCUCAUUUCAUGAAAUGCAAGUACCAACCAGUCUAGCAAAAGGAAUAAGCUUGAAGACUUCCCAGCCACCCAAAACUCUUACUGAUCGAGAAGAGAUAAAGAUUGCAGCUGCCGAAUUAAAACCUUUGGACUCAAAUCAAUUGGAAUUGGAUCAGUCAAAAUCUCUUGAUAAUUUGGAACCAGUGGUCUCAACUCCCAAGGAAAUUGAACCCGUUAUUGAUCCGAUUCCCAAGAGAACUGAACCGGUUAUUGCUCCGAUUCCCGAGAGAAUUGAACCGGUUAUUGAUCCAAUUCCAAAGGAUUUGAAACCGAUUUCCUCAGAUUUCAGGAAUAUAAAAACCAUUGAUUCAACUGCCAAGGAAUUGGAACCACCUAAAGAAACGGCAAAGGAACCGGAUCCAGAAUUCAAAAUCGAACCAAAGCCCUUACCCGAACACGAGGCCAUACGAGAGGCCGAUCGCGAGGGCGAAGCCGAGGCCGAAGCCGGACCCGAUCUGCAAGCUGAUCCUAUUGAGCCUGUCAUGGUCGAAGAAGCAGAAUCUUUUAUACCCGUACCCGUACGUUCUUCUGGGUUAAAAAAUAUGAUGCCAACACCGGCUUUACUUAAAACUGAUAAAGCUAAAAUCAAAGGAAAGCCAGUACCUAUUAAAAAAGCUAAGCCGAAGUCACAAGAGGAGGAAACUGAGGAAAAUGAGGAAAAACGGCACAUGGGCUCCUUGGGCUCCCAUUUCAAUAAUCCACUUGACGCAUUGAUCCCCAUUCAAACAAGCGAAGACCACUUGCCCGUCAAUGAUAAAACACUAGAAGCCGCAAGUAGGAUAUUUUCAGAUACCGAAUAA